AUGUCCCCCCCCUCCUCUUCUCAUUCCCCCAAUGCAUCUACAACCAUGACCCCCAAACCCAAAGCAACCCCAUCCAAACAACCCCUCCAUCCGACUCCUACAAGACAAGAACAGACCCAGGAACCCCCCUGCGAAUUCACCCACCCCUGCACCACCUCCACAACAUCCCUCUCCGGCAGCGGCAGCGGCAGCGGCAGCCACCCCCGCAAACUAAUCUCGCACAUCUUCGGCCGCAACAAAACAUCCACGAAGCUCUUCCCCUCCACCGUGUGGGUGCACUACUGCCGCAAACACUACCAGCGGGCGCGGUACCGGUCGCGCGCAUGGCCGUUUACACAGUGCGAGCUGCUGCUGGAUAGUUUGGGGAGGAUGGAGGCUUGGGGCGGGGUGGAGAGUUUCGAAGUCGUGCUUCGGAGGAGGGAGAUGGAAAGGCUUUCCUCUGCGGAGCAGCGGCAGGGCAGUGGGAAGAAGGGGACGGGGCGGGCUUUGAGAAAGGGGAGACGGGGAGGGGGAGGGGAGGCCUCGGCUUGUACCUCUACGGGUGCUUCUGGGGAGGAGUAUGGAGAUGACGAAGAGGAGUCGGACGACGGUGGGAGACGACGGAGACGCAAGCCGCGGAUCAAAGCGUGUCCUGUGCCCGGGUGGUUGCGCGCCGAGACAGGGCCUGGGAAGUCGUUUGCGGAGAUCCGGGCCAUGGUUGAGCGGAUCCGAGAGGAUCUGACGGAGCAGCAGCAUCGGCUGACCCAAAAGACAAAAGGCACCGGCAAAAGUAAAGAGCAGGUGUUGUUUCCGGAUAUUGAGAUUCUGCCGACGUUUCGGAGCUGGGUUCUCGAGCAGGCCACGGCGGAUGGGGAGAACACGAGCAAGAAGUCGAGGGUAAGUAGGAAGGGAGCGGUGCAGAAAGGCACAAAGGUGAUCCAGUAG
Messenger RNA from Aspergillus fumigatus Af293, 924 nucleotides. Its product is annotated as putative pathogenicity factor. The record is from RefSeq and is a predicted model, not a curated record. NCBI's taxonomy places the organism in Eukaryota, Fungi, Ascomycota, Eurotiomycetes, Eurotiales, Aspergillaceae.